CAUAAUCACUUUUUUCUCGCAUCGACAGUGGAGAUGGUCGGCUACAUAUUUCGGCGCGGCGCGUGCCAGAAAUAGACAUCUGUAUCCCUUGUGUCGAGCACGACGCAGGGGGUGCAACGACAUUUAAAACAUUCUGCAUCGGCACAAGAGAAAACACCCUCAGUUCGUUUCAAAGUGCUCGUGGAUGUGGUUCUCUCGAAGAGACGUUCUCUUCCUUCUCGUUUAAUAUAUUUAUCGAUUAAGCGACAAUCUCGACAGGUUGAAGCGUGUAAUGGAUCAUCGAGUCGAUUCAUCCUCUGCCUUGUAACGAUGCGAAUUAAUCGCCGUUUAACCAAUUAGGGUGAAUCAAGAGUCUGGGUGUACACGAGACGGUUUUAAUGAUUCUAUCAAUCGUGGCAUCCUACGUACGUUUUGGCAACGAAUAGCACGUGGAAACAAAGAUCGUUGAGUUGUCGAGUCGACGAACGAUAUCAUGGUUAAAAACGGAACUGGCCCCGUGAUCCGGAUGUCCUCUACAGGCACGCAUGCCGCUGGAGGUGUCGAAUGUUGCUUUUGCAGAUGUUGCACGUGUAUACAUCUGGAAUUUUUAAAAACAUUGCCUGGUGUCCUAAAACUCUGCGAAACGAUUAUUAGCGGUUUAAUACAGAGUUUGUUAAUUAAUUACGGUCUGAGGUACAGUACGACGAUUGGCUCGGCUUUCGAAGGAUCUUUGACCACUUCUUCCGCUUGUUUCUUAACAUCAGCUGUAUUACUUGCCUGUUAUAUCAUAUCCGAAAAAUCGUACAGGUUAAUCAAAUCAUCGCUGUUUGAGCUGAUGUUCAACUCUUUAGCUUCUUUUCUUUAUUUAAGCUCGGCUUCUUAUUUGGCAUUUUCUACCAAGAUAUUCCUUCUUCCAGAAUAUUAUAUAAGGCCAGGAUUCGAUGUUUAUCCUGCAAUGACAGCUGCUUACAUUAUGAGUGGCUUUGUUGGAAUACUGCAUGGGGCAGACGCAUAUUUCUCUUACACCCAUUACAGGACCGGAAGAUGAAUUUCAGGGGGAACGAAGUACGUAUAAAAAUGUCACACGAUUCGUCAUCGAAUCAAGGCUCAAAUACAAUAUAUAAAGUGAGUAAAAUAAUACCAAUCGUAUAUCCUUCGAAUUAUAUUCGAAAUUUUUUUAA
Apis dorsata (giant honeybee) is the source of this 1160-nucleotide messenger RNA. It is a transcript of the gene sing, whose product is annotated as protein singles bar. The transcript is spliced from 4 exons. Bases 473 to 1027 code for a protein of 184 amino acids. The record is from RefSeq and is a predicted model, not a curated record. Lineage: Eukaryota; Metazoa; Arthropoda; Insecta; Hymenoptera; Apidae. Gene Ontology annotation, cellular component: membrane.